AAGGCAACGGUUGAAAGAGCAGGCAAACCCGGAAGACGGGCAAAACCGAUGGGCCCUAGCCGGGUCUCUGAUUCAACAGCUUGAAAGCAUGGUUGACCAAGACGACGUUGCGGCUAUUGAAGACCUUAUACAUAAAUACGGCAAAAUUGAGCUAUUGACGAGUGCCAAACAAGAAUUGAGCAAAAAGCUAGUUCUGAAGAAUAUAAAGACGCUCUACGACAAGUAUCUUGAUCUCACUGACAAGCUAAACGAUUUUGAGCUUUUGGAGUUGCCAAAGUUGAAAACUCACGACGCAAUUAGCCAUCUGGAGAAAUUACGCACGGAUGUGGAAGCUUACGAGAAGGCAGAGACUGACGGCCCCAGCGCGGCUGCAAGUCACACCGAGUACAUAGAACUUCUGCGUUCAAAGUUCCAGUCUGUAGCAGGAGGCGAGUUGAAAAGAAGGUUGACCUCGGAGUUUGAACUUCUCAUACGCGAUUGGGAUGACGAACAGAAGAGAAAUACUAGCGAAAUCGCUUCCAUGAGACAAACUUUCGGACAACUCGUUCAUUUGCAAUCCAUCAGCAAUUUUAAGGACCAGACGGACGCUUUCUGGGCGCUCGAUUGUUUGGCGUCCAAUUUCAAAGUGAAAUUUGUGUACCAUUUUGAAGGCUCUAGCGAGACCAACAAGCUUAACAAGCCCGAAUACGCCUUGAAUUACUUGGAAGCUUACAUGAAGAAGACCGUGCCCACGGCGGAGAAACUUUUUGGUAGCACUUUCAAACGAUACUUCCCUAACAGGAGCCUUAAGAAGAAUUUUAUUAUUUCCCUGCUUACCCCAGUGAAGCAGAAGUUUGACCGAGAAAUGGGAAUGGUCUCGAAACACGAAGGUCUUUUCAGUCACCUGAUUUUGGAGCUACAGAAAUUCGAUCAAAAUCUGAGCAAAACCUACAAUUUUACUGCUACAGAGCCAGAAUAUACGCAAUUGCUGACUUCUUCUCUCAUUCUAUCAAACGAAGACGUGUUCAACUUGUGGCUCAGUAACGAGAAGAAUUUCGUAAACCGCAGAUAUGAGGAGAUUAUGAGUAAAAAAGACGCUUUCUCAAUUGACAAGGACUUUGUGGAAAACGGCAAGACAAAGCCCACUAGGUCGGCAAUCAAUCUGAAGAGCUUGCUGGAGGGGAUAAGCAACAAUUAUGCGAUGCUACCAACGAAGUUCCAGGUGAAGUUUUUGAGCGAGGUGCAACUGAGACUGCUCAAUCUGUACUUUGCCAAUUUGAAACAAGGAUUCAACGCCCUGGACACCAUCAUUCACGGCAGGAUCAACGAUGAAGUGUCUGCUCUGGAGCGCAUCUGCCGAAUCUGGUGCUCCUCCAGUUAUAUCAUCGAAGCAAUGGCAACCUGGGGAGAAUCGAUUGUCUUUCUUGAGCUGUGGAGCUCAAUAAAUGGCAACUCCCGACUCGAAACAACCUUUUUUGACUCUGUUAUCAAGGGAUACAACAAGGAGCUAAUGAUGCAGCUUCCGCGCAAAAUGCACGCCUACUUCGAGCGACAGUUGAACAAGACGAUGAAGACGUACUUCAUAAGUCAAAGUUCGUGGGCCACACAGUCCGAAGACCAGCCUGUUCCUUCUCGAGAGCUCGACGUGCCUCUUGCUGCCCUGAAAAAGGACUUGACGUAUCUGCGCACAGUUGUUUCGUACAGCGAUUUUCUCAAGAUCCAGCUUAUUCUGUCGGAUGCAAUAACAAGCUACUUUGAGAAAAAUGUCAUCUAUUGCAACAAGUUCAGUGUGGGUGGUGCGUUGCAGUUGGAAGCAGAUUACAACGAGUUUUACCAAUCGCUUGGUUUGCUGCGCGACAACGCGCAUUUUGGCAAAACUCAGGAGAUUAUCUCCGUCCUCAAGUGCCACAACAUAACUGACGCCUAUUCGCUGCCCUUCAACUGGCUCAAGCAGUACCAGGUCAACGAACUGGUGUCGCGCAAAAAUCUAUAGUACAAUUGCAUCAUACACUACUAAAUAAAUUAUCAAAUCUAAA
Ogataea polymorpha is the source of this 2015-nucleotide messenger RNA. RefSeq lists its product as uncharacterized. NCBI's taxonomy places the organism in Eukaryota, Fungi, Ascomycota, Pichiomycetes, Pichiales, Pichiaceae. The transcript has a single exon. Bases 89 to 1972 code for a protein of 627 amino acids. Gene Ontology annotation, cellular component: Dsl1/NZR complex. Gene Ontology annotation, biological process: retrograde vesicle-mediated transport, Golgi to endoplasmic reticulum; endoplasmic reticulum to Golgi vesicle-mediated transport; regulation of ER to Golgi vesicle-mediated transport. The record is from RefSeq and is a predicted model, not a curated record.